Suillus paluster is the source of this 201-nucleotide messenger RNA. RefSeq lists its product as uncharacterized. Lineage: Eukaryota; Fungi; Basidiomycota; Agaricomycetes; Boletales; Suillaceae. The record is from RefSeq and is a predicted model, not a curated record. The transcript is spliced from 2 exons. The annotation marks the transcript as partial.
UUGUUCUGGGCGGUGAUCAGGGCUUGCCUGUCAGCUGGAGAAGUAUACAUCGCAACAGUUAUCGACACAAGCGCUAUCGCUGGAAUAACUAUCUGGUUUCCUCCAGGCAAAGCGUUCUGGAAUAGUGAUGCGCAGAAGGUGCUUGGCUUCAACCAGUUCUUAGAGUCUCUGUCACCCGAAACCAAAGAAUGGUGGACUGAC